Molecule: messenger RNA, 1230 nt
Organism: Staurois parvus
Lineage: Eukaryota; Metazoa; Chordata; Amphibia; Anura; Ranidae
Source: the annotation of a GenBank genome assembly
AUGCCAGUCCGUCCUUUAGUGGCUCUUUUGGAUGGAAGAGACUGCACAGUUGAAAUGCCUAUAUUAAAGGAUGUUGCUACAGUGGCAUUCUGUGAUGCUCAAUCUACACAAGAAAUUCAUGAGAAGGUAUUAAGUGAAGCUGUGGGAGCCCUUAUGUAUCACACAAUUUCCCUAUCUCGAGAAGACUUGGAGAAAUUCAAGGCGCUUCGUAUCAUCAUAAGGAUUGGCAGCGGUUAUGAUAAUAUUGAUAUAAAAUCUGCAGCUGAAUUAGGGAUUGCAGUUUGCAAUGUUCCCUCAUCCUCAGUAGAAGAGACAGCUGAUUCAACACUCUGCCACAUUCUGAACCUAUACCGAAGGGUCACAUGGCUGCACCAAGCUAUGAGGGAGGGGAACCGAGCAGCCAGUGUGGAACAAAUUAGAGAGGUUGCUGGUGGGGCUGCCAGAAUUCGUGGGGAGACUUUAGGCAUCAUUGGACUUGGUCGGGUUGGACAAGCUGUUGCUCUGCGGGCAAAAGCAUUUGGAUUUACUGUCAUAUUUUAUGAUCCCUAUCUUCCGGAUGGAGUUGAGCGUUCUCUAGGCCUGCAGAGAAUGGGAACUCUUCAGGAACUGCUAAUGCACAGUGACUGCAUUACACUUCACUGCAGUCUGAAUGAGCACAACCAUCACCUCAUUAAUGAUUUCACCAUAAAACAGAUUAGGCAGGGUUGCUUCUUGGUAAACACAGCUCGUGGAGGACUUGUGGAUGAGAAAGCGCUAGCCCAGGCUUUAAAAGAUGGCCGGAUCCGUGGUGCUGCUUUGGAUGUCCAUGAGUCUGAACCUUUCAGCUUUUCUCAGGGACCGUUGAAAGAUGCCCCAAAUUUGAUUUGUACCCCACAUACUGCUUGGUACAGUGAGCAUGCUUCAAUUGAAGCAAGAGAAGAGGCAGCUAAAGAAGUUCGUAGAGCCAUUGAAGGUCCAAUUCCAGAUUGCUUGAGAAAUUGUGUAAAUAAGGAGUAUUUGUUGGCAGCUGCACAGUGGUCAGGAAUGGAGACUGUUCAUCCAGAGCUUAAUGGGGCUGCAGGAUAUAGGUUUCCCCCAGGAGUUGUUGGCGUAGCUGCCCCAGGACACCCAGCUGCAGUGGAAGGGCUGGUGGCUGCCUCACACCCGUUAAUCCCCACUGUUUCUCACACUCCGUCACCUGGACAGACCACCAAACCUGACCCAGACAGAGAGAUUCCUACUGACCAGUAG